UUUUUAUUUACCUACUUAAGUCUAAUUCAUUGAGGUUGUGUAAUUUCAGAAUUAAAAAUUGGAUCUAUUGUAUAUAAAUUUAUUGAAGUAUAAAUAGCGACGAAUGCUGAAAUCAGUCGCUUUGCUUAAAAUAGUUUAUCCAGUAGCAAGAAUUCGUUUUGUGCCUGAUAAAAAUUAUCCAAAAUUUUCCGAACACAUUAGAAAAAUGACUUCAAUAAGUAGUGUUCCACUAGUCGACAUAGACCCUAGUGGUGUGUUCAAAUACAUUUUAUUAAAAGUUUACGAAGAAGGAAAAGAUGGUCAAGAACCUGAAAUAACGAUAGUCAGAGGAUAUAAAAGAUGCGAAUAUCAUUCUGAUAUAUAUGAAGAGGUACAAGCAAAACUUAAUCCACUUGAUUGUGAGCCACUAGGAGGAGGAAGAAUUUCGCAUGAUCCAGAGAAUAAAAAAAUUCACAUUUAUGGCUACUCACAAGGUUAUGGAAAAGCUGACCAUGAAAUCACGGCCAAACUUGUAAAAGGGGCCUUCCCUGAAUAUGCAAUAUCUAUCAGUGAUGAAGGGUAUUAAAGUUUGAUAUGCUAGAUAUGCUACUUUAUUUGAUAAAUAUUUUGUGUCUGCCUACCUAUUACAUUAGAACUAAUCACCCAUAGUUUUGUAGUUCCUUCUAAAUGUAACUCUCUUAACUCUUUUACAGUCAAGUAAAUGAAACUAAACAGCCCUGUUGUAUUUGUG
Molecule: messenger RNA, 730 nt
Organism: Zerene cesonia (dogface butterfly)
Lineage: Eukaryota; Metazoa; Arthropoda; Insecta; Lepidoptera; Pieridae
Product: 14 kDa phosphohistidine phosphatase-like
Exons: 3
Coding region: 104-565 (153 amino acids)
Biological process (GO): peptidyl-histidine dephosphorylation
Cellular component (GO): cytosol
Molecular function (GO): protein histidine phosphatase activity
Source: RefSeq, a predicted model, not a curated record